Colletotrichum chrysophilum is the source of this 315-nucleotide messenger RNA. RefSeq lists its product as uncharacterized. The record is from RefSeq and is a predicted model, not a curated record. NCBI's taxonomy places the organism in Eukaryota, Fungi, Ascomycota, Sordariomycetes, Glomerellales, Glomerellaceae. The transcript has 3 exons. Bases 1 to 315 code for a protein of 104 amino acids.
AUGCGGGGCUUCGAGAUAUUCCUCGAGACCCUCCAAGCGGCCCUAGAGGUGGCGGCUACGCUGGCGAGUUCAGCAGAGGACGGGGCAGAGGCCGUGGCCGCGGAUGGUCUCGCGACGAGAGCAGAGAUCGCGGAAGAGACCGCGAUAUUGACUUCAGAGAUAGACGCGAUGGACCUUACAGAGAUGAGAGAAGUCGCGAGCGAGAACGCGACAGAGACUGGAGAGAUAGGGAAGGCUACCGAGGAAGGCCGCGUUCACCAGGCAGAGGCCGAUCACCGCCGCAGCGAGAUUUUCGAGACAGAGAUCCUCCGCUAG